UAGAUUUAUCAUCAGCGCGAGCUAUGCUGACAGUGGCAACUGACCUUCGGAGGUUGGAACCUUCCGUGUUUCCGACCUACCGCCAAUAUAGUCCAAUUUAGCGAAUGCGAAUGCCUACCAGGCUUCCACGAAAUUGAACGGAAACUCGCCGAGGCGGCUGACGCGACAGCCCAGCUUCGGAGUGCCAAGAGUCCGAAAGACGUGAUGCUUCACGCUCUCAUGCCGGAAACAGCUCCUGUAUAUAUGCCCUUCCUCGCGUCCGACAAGGAGAGAAGGAAGACGGGAUAUCAUGUCCAACAAAAUCAAGUCAUCUCAAGCAGCUCACGGCGCGAAUACGGUACCUUAAGAAACAGUCCCUUUUGACCUGCCAAUAUCCGAAACACUCAACAACCAUUCAGCGAAACCACCACCGAAUCCAGUCACCAUGUCAGCCCCCAGCGUAAUCGUCUUCGGCCCCACGGGCACCGUCGCCUCCUCAGCGGCUCUAACCGCCCACGCCCACGGCGCAGCCCACAUCACCCUCGCGAUGCGCAACCCCUCCAAGCCGCUCCCCAACGCCGCCCUGACGGAAGCCGAACAAACGCACUCGGCCUCCUUCUCCCGCAUCCAAGCGGAUCUGACCGACCCGGCCAGCGUGCGAACCGCCGCCGCCGCCUCGGGCGCCAAGGUAGCCUUCAUCUACCUCGUCUUCGGCAGCCACGACGGCAUGCGCGGCGCCAUCGAGGCGCUCAAGGCGGCCGGGGUGGAGUUCGUCGUGUUCCUCAGCAGUGCGGGCGUGCGCGAGGGCGAGGAUCCGCGUGCGGUGUCGCCCGCGCACUUCAUCGAGUUCCAGCACGCGCGCGUCGAGGUCGCGCUGCAGGAGGUGUUUGGCGACGAGGGAUAUGUGGCCGUGCGGCCGGGGUAUUUCGCGAGUAAUCUGUUUCAGUACGCAAAGCAUAUUGCCAACAACAAGGCCGGCGGGGAGGUGGUGAGGCUGGUGUGUCCCGAGGCCAAGUUUGAUAUGAUCGCGCCGGAGGAUAUUGGGCGGGUGUGCGGCCGGUUGUUGGUCGAGGGGCAGCAGGCGCUGAAGCAGGGUUCGGGGGUGAAUGUCGUCAUGUUGGCUGGCCCGCAGAUGCUUUCGCAGGCGGAGGCAGUGGGGGUGAUUGGGAAGGCUGUUGGCAAGGAUAUCCAGGUGGCCGGGUUCGACGACGAUGAGGAGGCCGUCAGGUCGGUGAUGCAGGAUCUCGGGAUGCCUGAGCCGGGGGCGAGGCAGAUCGUCAAGAACUUCAAGGCCGUGGCGGAAGGAUUCAGCUAUUAUGGGGAGAAGUACCAGUAUGAGAGGGCUGUGGGCAAUGUCCUCAAGUAUGGUGGCAGGGUGACGCCCUUUGCUGAGUGGGCCGAGGCGAACAAGGCCAAGUUUGCCUGAAAGGGGCUUGGAUGAAUGCCAUUGUUGGAUAGCUGGCUAGUUCAAAUACGUGUAGCAUUAGGUAUUAAUGACUAGACACAUUGGGUACUCUUGUGCUUCACCC
Molecule: messenger RNA, 1508 nt
Organism: Parathielavia appendiculata
Lineage: Eukaryota; Fungi; Ascomycota; Sordariomycetes; Sordariales; Chaetomiaceae
Product: NAD(P)-binding protein
Exons: 1
Coding region: 425-1405 (326 amino acids)
Cellular component (GO): nucleus
Source: RefSeq, a predicted model, not a curated record